AUGAAGGUUUGUACAAGAGUGGAAAUCAAUGCACCUGCUUCGGUCGUUCGCGAAACGCUACUCGAUUUCAGUGGGCAUGCCAAAUGGAACCCAUUUUUUACCUCAAUUGUAUUGUUUGAACAUGACGGCCAUGAUUUAAGUUCCCAGAUUAAGCCUGGCGAUCGCUUGGAAGUAACAAUGAAAGAUAUACGAUCUGGAAAAGUCAAUAAGUUCACACCAACCGUUCUCGCUAACACUGUAAACAAGUUUAAGUGGGAGGGAUCUCUUAUUGGGCAAUGGUUUUUCUCAGGCAUUCACACGUUUGAGUUCCAGGAAGAAAACGGCGGUCAGAAAUGUACAUUGUUACAACACGAAACGUUCUCGGGUGUAGCUCUGCCGCUACUCAAACCUGUUUUGGGCGGAGCUCAAAGAAACUUUGAAGCCAUGAAUAACGCCUUGAAAAAGGCUUGCGAGAGUCAAGAUGAGCACAAAUGA
Lachancea thermotolerans CBS 6340 is the source of this 474-nucleotide messenger RNA. RefSeq names its product SRPBCC domain-containing protein. NCBI's taxonomy places the organism in Eukaryota, Fungi, Ascomycota, Saccharomycetes, Saccharomycetales, Saccharomycetaceae. The transcript has a single exon. The record is from RefSeq and is a predicted model, not a curated record. Bases 1 to 474 code for a protein of 157 amino acids.